Molecule: messenger RNA, 522 nt
Organism: Fusarium redolens
Lineage: Eukaryota; Fungi; Ascomycota; Sordariomycetes; Hypocreales; Nectriaceae
Exons: 1
Coding region: 1-522 (173 amino acids)
Source: RefSeq, a predicted model, not a curated record
AUGCCUAAAACAAGCACUUUGGCCGCUGCCUCUCAGACGGCCUGCGCCGACAUCUACAACACGCCGAAUCAGGAUAACGUAUGCGCUAUGUUCCGUAAGGACAACCACACCGAUAUUAUGCAAGCUUGUUGCGGUGAGGCCAAGAUCAUCACCUAUUCUGGCGACUGCGGUCUAUACUGCGUUGCCCUCGGCCAAACGAUCGAUCAGCUUUCCAAGUGUCUUUAUGACCACGGUGCUCCUGACGAAAAAGGUGUCUGGUGCAGUGGAAAUUCGAAGACCACCAAGACCAAGGAUGCCAGCAUCCCCGCUACGGCUCGAGCCACCGUGGUCUCGGACGACGACGAUGCAAAGGACAAAGACGACGAUAAAAGCACCAGCACUGGCACAGCCAGCUCUUCCAAAUCAAGCGAGACUAGCAAAGCUGCUACUAGUAGCAGCCCUCACUUUGGCAUCACCACCCUGGGUCUUACCAUCGGUGCCUUGUUCUUGUCUUCUAUGGCUAUUGGUGCUUUUGAGCUCUAA